Messenger RNA from Bombus huntii, 4054 nucleotides. RefSeq names its product protein gooseberry-neuro-like. Lineage: Eukaryota; Metazoa; Arthropoda; Insecta; Hymenoptera; Apidae. Gene Ontology annotation, molecular function: DNA-binding transcription factor activity, RNA polymerase II-specific; RNA polymerase II cis-regulatory region sequence-specific DNA binding. Gene Ontology annotation, biological process: regulation of transcription by RNA polymerase II; anatomical structure development. Bases 1 to 1329 code for a protein of 442 amino acids. The transcript is spliced from 6 exons. The record is from RefSeq and is a predicted model, not a curated record.
AUGGACGUUACCAGUGGAAUGAGACCCAUCUUCGGAGGAUACCCGUUUCAAGGACAGGGACGCAUGAAUCAAUUGGGAGGCGUCUUCAUCAACGGCCGACCGCUACCGAAUCACAUUCGCCUGAAAAUUGUCGAAAUGGCAGCGGCUGGAGUCCGCCCUUGCGUGAUAUCGCGACAACUUCGCGUCUCUCACGGCUGCGUUUCGAAAAUUUUGAAUCGCUACCAGGAAACUGGCUCCAUUAGACCGGGCGUCAUCGGCGGUAGCAAGCCGAGGGUAGCAACCCCUGAAAUCGAGGCGAGGAUAGAAGAAAUGAAAAGGGACAAUCCGGCAAUCUUCUCGUGGGAAAUCAGAGAAAAAUUGGUGAAGGAAGGUUUCUCAGACCCUCCAAGUGUCAGCUCCAUCAGCAGGUUACUUCGCGGUGGACGACCUGGUGAUGAUGGGAAAAAGGACUACACCAUCGAUGGUAUACUAGGCGGCGGUCGUUGUGGUGAUGAAUCCGAUACGGAAAGCGAACCUGGAAUUCCUCUAAAGCGAAAGCAACGGAGAAGCAGGACGACAUUCACUGGGGAACAACUAGAACAACUGGAGACAGCGUUCCAGCGUGCUCAGUAUCCGGACGUUUAUGCUAGGGAAGAAUUGGCUCAGAGGACUGGUCUCACGGAAGCAAGAAUUCAAGUGUGGUUCAGCAAUCGCAGAGCGCGACUACGAAAGCAUGCAGGAAGCAUAGUUCACUCGGUAGCAAACUUGCCAUUGACUCCCUGUCAAUAUGCGAGCCACGAGCUUGCGCAAAUACCACAGGUCCCUCAAAUACCAUCUGGAAUAACGCAAGUUCCAACCACGUUGCACCAUAGCCCAACGACGUUGCAACAAGCAAGCACCGCUGUUCAUCAGGUUCCAGGAACCAAUGCACAGAUGUCAACCACCACUUCCGUGGCCCAAGUGCCUUCCACGAUCGGUAGUGCCCUUCAAGGACACGCGGUGUCGAUUUCGGGACAUUUGAGUUCUUUACAAGGACACGCAAUGCAACUUGGACAAGUACCGACGAUUCAGCCUCCUGCGGCUCACGGGGCACCUACGACCCUCUCUCAUAACCCUGGAAACACCGAUUGGUCCAGGGCGCAACUCGGCUGGGGACAGUUCAAUCACUUCCAAGGUGAAUAUACGUCGAGUCAUUCGAGUCAUCAACAUUCCUCGCACGCGAGUCAUGCUGGUACACCGUCUUCUGGUACCGGGAAUUCUGCAUCGGCAGCGGAGUGGUACGACCAGGGCUACGAUUAUUCCCAACACGCUCAGUUGAACUAUCAUCGAAGCGUGGGCGGCAUAUUUUAACGGACGAUGAUUGCAUGGGCAUUAGUAAAAGUCAGUUAGGUAUCGAUCGACGUUUUAUUGCGCAUUAUGGGUUUCGCCUUCUGGAGAACUUUCCGGUUCUCCAUCUUCUUCUUCAAUAAUCCCUGUGAGUUUAGCAAGUUUGCUUUGUCUUAACUUUAGACAGUCGAGAUAUCUGAGAAAUAUAAAUAAGGAAAAUGGAUAAAAGUGGAUUUAGAUAUGUUCUGCUUGUCUCUUGUGGUCUUCGAGUUAUAUUGUACAUUUUGUAAAUAAUGCAAGAUAGAAUGCGGCAUUUACACUGUUGGGCAAGAGUUUUAAAUCGCUGUACAUUCCAAAGAAUGACAAAGCUUUCAACAGAGUUCUUAAUGAAGAGUAAGCGACGUGGCAAUAUGUUGGCACAAUACGCAUUUUAGUGCUGUAUUAAUAUAACAUUAAUUGUAAUAUAGUUAGCAAAUCCUAUACAAACUGCAUAAGUCGUAUGAGCAUCAAAGAAUAAUCUGUAAAAUAUAGAAAGAAAUUAUUUAUUAAAUUAAUAGUUGUUUUAUUUAAAAAAUUAAUAUUUUGUAUUUAACAUCGUCCCUAAAUUAGAGAAAAAGUGUGGUAUAGAAAACAUUGAAACGUUUUCAGUACAGGAAUGCAAUCGUUUAUUAAUUAGAUGAAGAAUAAAAAUUAAUGUUUGUAUCGAAAAAUUUCGUAAAAAUUUCGAGAUGUGUCUAUUUUCGUAAAUAAAUCGAUAUAUUUUUAUAUUUUUAUUAUUAUACAUAAGACAUACACACGGAAUGUUUUUUCUAGAUGUGCAAAGAAAAUAAUUCUUAUCGAAUCCUUUCUUCUCUAAACAUCCUUUACAUUUUACGCCAUUCUUCCCCCAUAUGAAAUUCAAAUUUUUUUGAGGCGGAUAACCUAAAUUGUAGAACAAAAUAUAAAGUUGCUUAACGAUUAAAAUUAAGGUAAGUUUCCAUUCUUAUUCGUAACCGUGAUUACAACUGAAACAAUUGCACAAAAUCUACGUAAGUAAAUAUCUUCAUAAAAUAAACAAAUUUAUUUUACAAAGAAAGUGUAGCUCUACCAUUCUACCGCUACGAUAUCUUUAGUCUUCUUAAAUCCUAUUCAAGUAGGCCACAUGAAUCACGUAUGCUGCAGAAAUGGAUCAGCUCGUUAUUCAUACAGCGGAAUUAUUUAACAAUGAUUAAAUACGGAAGUAACACAAUACGAGAAUAAGGUGCACAUAAUUUAGCAAAAAUUAUGUACCACCCGAGACAUUUAUUACACUUGCAACAUCAUGAAACGAGUUAAUCUCCCUUAGGAGAUUACUUUUAAAGUACUACGACAUAUCUUGAAUACAGGGCGAUUUAAAGAAAAGGAAAAGCCGUAAAAUAGUAUUCUCAUAAAUACGAAACAUGAUUCUGCCAUAAAUAUACGAAUCAACUGCAUAUUUAAAAUAAAGAAAACACGAUCUGCUAUAAUUAAAAUAAAUGAAUUUUACAUGAACGUAUUUGACCGUAGGAAAGUACCGAAAAGAAAGGAAGAGAUAUCAAUUGAUGAUACGACAAACAAGAUCUUUAUUUCAUCGUUUAUUAUUAUCGUUUUAUUGUCAUCUCGUUUACUCGUUAUUGUCUAGACAAACACAUUGAUACAUUCUCAUAAAAUCGAAGGCGAUCGAACAACGAUACACGCUAUCCGCAUUAGUGAUAAAUCGUUGAUAUCGAUCGACUUGUAAUUACCACAAUUCUUCCAGAGACCGCGCUUUUACAUUUAACAUACACGUAUUACACAAUGAUCUAUCGAUAAGUACUGAAACAUGUAUCAUGAACAAAAAGAAAGCUGAAUUUUGCGUUAUUACUAUCGAGCCUGCAAGCCCUCAGCGCUAUAAGAUUUACACCGACUACUAUUAUACGUCGAAGAUCGCGUCACGGCUUCCUGCAUUUUUUCUUCUAUUUGCGAUCGUGAACCGCGGCUGUAGAAAUAUCGAAUGAAAACUUCGAAAAGAAUCUCCAACUUGCUCGGUGAACAUCUCUCAAUCGAACGAUGAAAUCCUUUCGGAUACGGAAAUGCUUCAAACCAUCGAGUAAUUCUAUCUGAUUGUUCGUUUCACUUACUACCAUACGAAUACAUCUGUAUUUUCGAAGUAAAUGCACUGAACGUAAAUAAUGAAAACUAAUGUUGUGUAAAACUGCUCGUUAAAAAAAAACAGUAUGUGAAAAGUUUUAGAUAGAAUUUGUGAGCAAUUUAGUAAAUAAUUUGAAAAAAAAUCCUAAAUAUUAUUAAGAUAUAUUUUACGUUGCAAAACAGAUGUAUCUAACGAUAAGCAAGGUAGCUUCGCGAAUCAGAUCAGACAUUAAGAUUAUUAUUUUUAAUAUAACGUUAUUGUCGCUGGUUAUCGUCUAAUUACAUUAAUUUUGGAGAAAAAUAUUUCUGAGAAAGUUUCUUGAUGUUAAUAGAAGUCGCAGGAGACAUUAAAAGGUACACGUGAUAUGUUUAACCUAACCUAAACAGCAUGAGAAAUUAGUACGAAAGUAAAGAGUCGAGAUUAGGUAAAUAUUAUUAGAGCAACAUACAAUUUUCUAAUAUUUCUGGUAAUUACACUUGCACGCCGUUAACAUUACUCAGAAAGUAAAUAAAAUUCCUGCAAAUGAUAAGUAUCUGUGCUGCCGUACAAGAAGGGGCCAUUCGUUCUGUGUAAACAUAAUUUCUUUGUAGACUAUAAAAUACUAGACUAAUAAAGCUACAU